GCCUACAGUGCAGAUUGCCCAUGUUGGGACACGCCCCAUAUCACCCUCAGCAGCCCCCGCCGCCCUCAGCAGCAGCCGCGCCUGCCCCCGCCCCGCCCCCCAACGCCAACCCAUCCGAACACAAUGCCAUCCACCACCAGCACCCGCCCCCGGGCCAGCCCCAGCCACCAGGUACCUUUCAGACUCUCCGGCUGCGCGACGACCCUCCCGCCGUGACCCAGCCCGCCCCAUCGCGAGGCAGGAAGCGCAAGACCCCGCCAAACGCAAACCAGGACGCGCAGCCCGCGCAGACAGCCCCUCCUCCCCCCGUUCCCAUCCAUCCGCACCCUGGACCACCCCCUCCAGGCAUGCCCCCGCACCUUCCUCCCCCGCACGCCCUCAUGCCCCCUCAUCCGCACCAUCUCGUACCCCCACACCCCGGGGACUACACGCCGGGAGGCAUGCCGCCUCCGGGUCCGCCAGGUGCCCCGCCGCCCGACGAGCAACAGCAGCCACCAUCGCCAACUCAGGGCGGAUCAGCUGGGCGCCCGCUCAGCCAGAGCAAACGCGCAGAGCAGAACCGGAAGGCGCAGCGCGCAUUUAGGGAGCGGAGAGACCAGCAUGUGAAGGCGCUCGAGUCGCGGUCGCAGCUCCUCGACGCCGCGCUCGCAUCUGCGGACGAGGCGAAUCGGCGCUGGGAGGAGUGCCGCGCGCUCGUGGACAGCUUGCGUAUCGAGAUCAACACCCUCCGAGGCCACAUAAGUGCACUACAGGAGGAGAACGGCAAGCUGCGCUCGGCGCUCGGACCAAACGCCCCCGAGGCUGCAGGUGUCGCGCCGUCCGUGACCGUAUCCGCAUCUGCUCACGAGCAGUCGGCGGGAGAGAACAGACCAAACGGCGAACAUCAGGGUGGUGCGGCGCGGGAAGGCGGGAAAGACUGAUGAUCACGAAUCCAACGCGUUUCCUUCGACUGGGCUGUAGGUCGUAUCCUAGUAGACACGUUCUCUUGUACGAGCUUUUUAUAAUAACUAAAUUUCGACAUCGAA
Molecule: messenger RNA, 1025 nt
Organism: Fomitopsis serialis
Lineage: Eukaryota; Fungi; Basidiomycota; Agaricomycetes; Polyporales; Fomitopsidaceae
Exons: 3
Coding region: 21-920 (299 amino acids)
Cellular component (GO): RNA polymerase II transcription regulator complex
Molecular function (GO): transcription cis-regulatory region binding; DNA-binding transcription activator activity, RNA polymerase II-specific
Source: RefSeq, a predicted model, not a curated record